Manihot esculenta (cassava) is the source of this 3595-nucleotide messenger RNA. RefSeq names its product GBF-interacting protein 1-like. Bases 293 to 2962 code for a protein of 889 amino acids. The transcript has 11 exons. Lineage: Eukaryota; Viridiplantae; Streptophyta; Magnoliopsida; Malpighiales; Euphorbiaceae. The record is from RefSeq and is a predicted model, not a curated record.
CCAAAAACACACACUGCAAUUUUGCUCCCUCCUAUUCUGUCCUUCUUUCCUCCCCUUUUCUUCUUUUAUUUUUAUUUUUUUAAAUUUUUUGUUCUCCUUCUUCCUCUUCUUCAACUUCUUCCCAUUUCACAUAGAUCAAUUCAAAGCACAAAUCACUCUGUAUCAGCUCUCUCUUUCGCUUUCUAUCUUCACUACCAAUCAAUCUGUUGAAGCUUCUAUUCUUUCUACACACGCUUACAGGCGUAAUUCUUAUAUAUUCUAACUUCUCGAGGGGGCUGUGGGGUUAGUAAAGAUGAGCGGUGGUGGGGUUAGGGUUUCAAUCCCGAGCAACGUGAGGAAGAUGAUCCAGAACAUAAAGGAGAUCACGGGCAAUCACAGUGAAGAGGAGAUUUAUGCAAUGCUCAAGGAUUGCUCUAUGGAUCCCAAUGAAACCGCUCAGAAGCUUCUUUUUCAAGAUCCAUUUCAUGAAGUCAAAAAGAAACGUGACAGGAGAAAAGAGAAUGUGAACAAUAGAGAGUCUGGAGAGGCUCGUUGGAAACCUGGAACACAGGGGAGGGGUAGUAGGGGUGGGCGGCCAAACUUUUCAGCUCGUUACACAUCACAUGAUGCUGGUGGUGGCAGGAAUACUGGCCCUGCAAGGGACAAUGGAACCAACCAAGCUGCAGAGAAGGGAGAUGGCAAUUCUUUGCCAGCCCCUCAAGAGAAAAGUAAGGAAACAAGUCUAUCAACAAGCUCUGCUGCUGUUGUGGCCAAUGGUGCCAUUGGUGAACCUUCUGGAAGCAACAGUGAAAUGCAUGCUUCUGACAUACCUUCAGGAAGUGGCAGAAGUCAACAUGAAGUGACUUCAACAGCUACUGCUGGUAGUAAGUUUGGAAGUUCAGUGUCCCCCAUUAAUGCUGAUAAAAACCUCAUCAUUGCAUCUGGAACUGGGGAUGCACAUAGUGAGCCCAUUCCAAGCUCUAGUAACUCCUUGGUACCUGCGACUCCACCAUCGUCGUCAGCAGUCUGUUUCUCAUCAUCAGAUCCUGUUCUUGUUCCAUCUAAUGAUUCAAGGCUUUCUGGUACAGUGGGCACCAUUAAACGUGAAGUAGGAAACCAUAGAGCUGUUGUUGAAUCAAAUACAGUUAUUCCUGCUGAGAAAUCAGCCUCUGAGAUUGCUACUCCUUCCCUGCAAGGGAAGAUUCCAAGUAAAUCCCAGGUUGGGAAGGGUCAGCUCAGUGAGUCUUUGCAAUCCUCAUCUGCAUCAAAUCAUGGUGGCUCUUCUGGCAGUCGGCCUUCCUCUAACUACAGUAGUAGGUCACAGCAAGUGGUUGGCCUGCAAAAAGUUGGUUCUACUAAGGAGUGGAAACCAAAGCCAGCAAUCUCUAAUGUGCCUCUUGGCUCUGGAACUGGUUCAUCAGAUGCUCCUAAUAUUCCAGUUGAACCCAGUGUCCAGUCACAGGCUCUAUCAAAUGUCCUCAGUUCCGAAGAGGCUACCUCUAAACUGCAGAAGAAGCUGGAGGAGCUGCAUCUUCCACAGCGACAGCAUGUUAUUAUUCCAAACCAUAUUCAUGUCCCUGAAUCUGAAAGAACGAAAUUUAGUUUUGGAAGUUUUGAUGCGAGUUUUGGAUUAAUGGCAAGCUAUGUUAGUGGUCCAGAGAGUGAUAAGAGUUCUACACCUUUGUCCGAAACUUCUCAAGGCAUUGAAGAAGCUGUGGAGGAACAGGCUGUGAGCAAUCAAGAUGCAUUAUUGACUGCUGAGGAGGAAGCUGAUCAUCCAGAGUCACCUUCACAUGCACCUGAAAAUUUACCUGGUGAUAAUGAUGUCUCUUCCAGUGCAGUACCCGAGUGUAAUGAGUCCAAGCCAGAGACUGCACUGCUUUCUGGGGUUCAGCCAUACUCAGUGGUACACACUUCUCCAAGCUACAAUUUUGGUUUUGCACCUCCAAUGCUGAGUAGUCAGACUGCACCAUUUGAAAACUGUGAAUCUCAAGAACGCGAUGUUUCUCGUCUUCCUAGCUUUGUAGUUCAACAACCAUUUGAUCCUACAAGUUAUUAUGCCCAAUUUUAUCGUGCGGGUGCUGAUAGUGAUGGUCGUGUUUCUCCCUUCCCUUCAGCUGCAGUUGCUGGUAAAUAUAAUGGGAAUGUUGCAGUGUUGCCUCCACAUAGUUCUCAGUCUCCCCAAGAGGGUGGGAAUUCACUAGUUCUGUCAACAGCAGGUCCAACUCCACAGGUGACUCAAGCUGGUCUCAUGCAAAGUUCCAUUGCUGUGACUCAACAACCACUCCCUGUCUUCCGUCCACCAACAGGGUUGCACAUACCCCAUUAUCCCCCAAACUUGAUCCCUUAUGGUCAUUACUUUUCCCCAUUCUAUGUUCCUUCUCCAGGCCUUCACCAAUUUUUAAGUAAUGGUGCAUUUCCCCAACAACCUCAAGCUGGAAGCUUAUAUCCUGCUCCACCAGCUGCAGCUGCCAUGGGGAUCAAAUAUUCACUUCCACAAUACAAACCAGGAUCUAAUACAGGGAAUUCAACUCAUAUUGGAAUGGCAAGUGGCUAUGGGUCAUAUGGCUCCUCUCAAACUGGUUAUAGUCCCAGUUCUGCGGCAACAGGAGGAAACUCUACUACAAAUGAAGAUCUGGGUGCACCUCAGUUCAAAGAAAGUAAUGUUUACAUCACUGGGCAGCAGAGUGAGGGUUCAGCUGUGUGGAUUGCUGCUCCUGGCCGAGAUAUAUCUAGCUUGCCAGCAAGUUCCUUCUACAGCCUUCCUCCUCAAGGUCAGCAUGUGACUUUUACCCCAGCACAGGCUGGUCAUGGCACCUUUGCCAGUAUCUAUCAACCUGCACAAGCAGUAACGGCAGCAGCUGUUCACCCACUUCUUCAGCAAUCUCAGGCCAUGGCUGGAGCCGUUGAUAUGGUGGGACCUGCAGCCAGUGUAUACCAGCAGCCUCAGCAUCAACAGAUCAACUGGCCUAGUAAUUACUGAAAGAUGGAUAUGAUUAUAUCCUUUUGUACACCAAAAAACAAGUCCAAUCUUUGGAUAAAUUUUGGGACUUGAACGAGUUUGGAUAGAGGGAACAGAAAGAAGAUACAAAAUUGGCUGGACUGAGAGAGCAAAUCUAAAAUAGGAGUUUGAAGAAAAAUUGGCCGUGGGUAUCUUCUACUUGGUUUCUGUUGAGGGCAUAAGAAGUGCAUUCUUCUGUAACAGAUAUUGACCAUUUUAAGUUAGUCUAGGUAGGUAUGUGCAGUUCUCUCUUUCAUGUUCCUGCCAUGUGGUGCUGCAUUUUGUUCAUUUGGUAGUCUAUUUGUCUCCUUCUUCUUUUGAAAAAAUAUUUAAACUUAGGAUUUCUAUUGUUGAGUGGUGAGAAUCUUUCCAAUUCUUUUUUGAGGUUUUCUAGGGUUCUGGAAGGAAGGUAAGCUAUAGGUUGGUGGCGAAUUUUUGCAAAUCCGUUUAUUGUCUUUCCGCUACCUGUAAAGUGAAUUUUGAUAGCAAGAAAAGGGAUGUACCUAACUGUUGUAAUUGGUAUAAGCAAAAGUGAACAAUUCCAUUGUUUAGCCUGACUGAUAUUGUCAUAAAUGCUUGGUAAAUAAUGUGAUUCUGGGGAAAGUUCACUGGGAA